AUGAAUAUUGAUAGUGUUCCAACAAAAUUAGACAACAUGAAUAUUGAUUGUGUAAAUACAAAAUCAGACAAUAUGAAUACUGAUUGUACAAUAACUGAAUCAGGCAAUAUGAAUAUUGAUGAUGUAAAAACAGAAAGCAUGUCACCCGGCGAAUUAAAGAAAUCUGAACCGUAUGAUAUUUUUAAACAACUUCCACUUGAAAUCAUAAAUAAAAUUGUCCUACAUUUAGACUUCAAUGAUGUUCUGAACUUGAAAUUAGUGAACAAGAUGUGGCGAUGUGUAUAUGUAAACCAAAAUGAGAUAUGGGCAAGGAUUUGUGAGGAUUUAAAUAUACGAAUCAUUGAUUAUAGCCGGUGUCUAUAUGAUAGGUCAAGACAUGAUUCCGAUUGCAUAGGAUAUGCAUGUGUAGCUUCAGAAAAAUUAUUCGGGCCUUUAUGUGAUUAUUGGGAAACUUUUAAUCAUUAUAUAAUGAUUAUAAAGAAUAUAAAAAAAAAUGAUUUUCCAACCAUUUAUAUACGUCGUCAGUGUGUAGAACAAUCUUAUUGCACUGAUGAUUAUAUAGUCAAUAUAAAUUGCGAACUCAAAGAACCAGUUAAAAUAAUUAUUUUAAAUGGGGCAAAUAAGCCCACAAACAAAAAAAUUUUGCCAAUAUUUAAUGAAUUUGAAGAAUUAAUUAAAUUGAGAAAAUAUCCCCUCAAAGUAAUUGGUAACAAAAGGUACUUGGUAUUUGAAAUUUGUUCAAUUAUAUUCGUAUAUUCAAUUUGGAAAACUCAAUUCACCAAAAGAUUUUUUAAAGUAAUACAGAAAUCUGUUGAAUAUGGCUUGAAUAAGGAUGAUUUCAACGAAGAGUUCUUAAAUAAUCACUGUGACACCAAAAUUGAUUUAUAUGAUCAUAAACUAGCAAUGGUGCACCCAGCUAUUAGUACAUUAUUUUUAACCGAUUUAAGUACUGGAAAAACAUAUAAAGAAUUGGAAUUUAGUUCAAGAAAAUGCAUUGUUGAUAGCAUGAAAUGCUCUGAUUAUAGACUCAUGAUUGGAAUCACAAGAAGGAAAAAAAAAGGCUUGAAAACAGAACAUUUGGCAAUUGUUUAUCACAUGAAAGGAUGUACACAAAACAAUAGCUUAAAGAUACCCUUGUUAGGGCCUGUUACUCAGUUCAAGGUGACCAGCAAUUGUAUUGGAGUAGAAAACACAGGUUCUGCAACUCCUUUUAUCACAAAGCAAAAUAAUUCAUACUUAAAUGUGUUUUGGCUUGAAUGCGAUACAUUUUCAUUUGACUGUACUAGAAAGUAUAUUUAUUAUAAUGUUAAUCAAAGUAUAUUUCAGUAUGACCUAUUUAAGUCCAUGUUGUCCAAAUUUGAAGUAGUACAAAAAAUAGCUGUCGAUGCAAUAUCAAAUCUCUUGCCUCUAACACCUAUAAAUGAUAGAUAUUUGUUAGUUCGAUCGACUUAUCCAAAUUCAUAUGACAUAUUUGAUGUGAAAGAACACGUUUGUGUUAGGUCAAUACAAUUAACUGCAGGGUAUUCAUUAGUUCAUGUGGGUAAACUAUCUAUAAUGUUCUCUAAUUCCGAAGAAUUUAUGGUAAUUGCAUUUAGUUAA
Messenger RNA from Macrosiphum euphorbiae (potato aphid), 1599 nucleotides. The record is from the annotation of a GenBank genome assembly. NCBI's taxonomy places the organism in Eukaryota, Metazoa, Arthropoda, Insecta, Hemiptera, Aphididae.